This is a messenger RNA of Linnemannia hyalina, 1812 nucleotides long. The record is from the annotation of a GenBank genome assembly. NCBI's taxonomy places the organism in Eukaryota, Fungi, Mortierellomycota, Mortierellomycetes, Mortierellales, Mortierellaceae.
AUGAGUGAGAAAAAAGGAUACUCGCUCCUGCCAACAACAGCGUCCGAGGAAGACGCCCAGCGGGUCAACAGCGCAGUGGCCGGACCAAACACAACUCCUUCCAACCGUCUCCUCAGAAGCCUUCUAAAGGUCUUCAAGCUCUCCGUCCUCGUUGCUGUAUUGGUCUUCAUCUUCUAUCCCAGCGGCGACGACGACAAGCCAUUCCCUCACCACAGACAUGGACAUCGUCAUAGACAUGAGCGUCGGGGUCCUCAUGGGGACAAGAAGGUGCCCAAGUACACCUUUGAGACCCAUAUGCAGGCCGACGUCGAUGCUCUCGUUGCUGGCAGUCUCGAGUCCAGCAUUGUCUGGGAUCGCCUUGCUGAGAUGACUGAUACCUAUGGCAACCGCAUUGCUGGAUCUGAGGCCCUUGAGAAGUCGAUUGACUGGAUUGUCGAGAAGGUCAAGGGCGAUGGCCUUUCGGUGACGACCGAGGAUGUUGUUGUGGACUAUUGGCAGCGUAACGAGGAGUCACUCUACUUUUUGUCGCCUACCCGCGGAGCCGUCAAGUUGCAUGUGCUCGGCCUUGGCUUCAGUGCCCCAACUCCCGACCCCAUCAACGGACUCGAGGCGGAGGUCGUUGUUGUCACUUCCAAGGCUGAAGUCGAUGAACUCGGAGCCGCAGGUGUCCUCAAGGGCCGUAUUGUCCUCUACAACAAGCCCUUCGAGUCGUACGGCGCGGAUGUGAUUUACCGGACACUGGGAGCGAUCUGGGCUCAGGAACACGGUGCUGUCGCGGUCUUGGUCCGUUCGAUCGGACCCCUGUCGUUGCAGUCAACUCACACAGGCAACUCUGCUGCGGCCAAGAUCCCUGCUGCCUCUGUAUCGGUUGAGGAUGCCCAGCUCUUGUCGCGUGUCUUCCAGAGACAUCAGGAGGAUCCUGAGCAGUUCCCUGACUGGCCCAAGGUCCGCCUUGCGAUGAACGCCAAGACUGCAUUGAAGUCCAAGAUCUCACGAAACAUUAUUGUCGAGCUCAAGGGACGCGAGACUCCCGAGGAGGUUGUUGCGAUUGGUGGACAUAUCGACAGCUGGGACGUUGGUGUUGGUGCCGUUGAUGAUGGUGCUGGAUGCUUUAUCGCUUGGGAGACUCUGCGCCAAUUGAGCAAGUUGGAUCGCCCCCCUCGCCGUACUGUUCGCGCUGUGUUCUGGACUUCGGAAGAGAAUGGAUCGCCCGGUGGACGUGUCUAUGCUGCCAACCACCCCGAGACCAACACGACCCGCCACGUCUUUGCGUUCGAGUCUGACAAUGGUGUCUUUGACCCCUAUGGUAUCAAGUUCACUGCUGGCCGUCGUUCUCUGGAGGAAGAGGAGGAGACAAAGUUCAACUCGUACGAUUUCUUGACCGCCGCUGGUGAACAUUUUCUGGGCUCACGCAAGGAUCUGGGUUAUGCUGGCGCUGGACAACAUGUUGGCCCUGGUGGUGGUGGAGCGGAUAUUGGUCCUCUUUGCAAGCAGGGAGUUGCCUGUGCUCACUUUACUCCUGCCGACCCCUUCCCUUUGCCUUACUCGACCUCGCCCUACUAUAUCAAGUCGUCCCAGCCCACCGAGGAUCGUCACGGUCGCCACGGUCGUCACCACCGCCGCCAUCACGAUGAUGAUGACGAGGAGGGAUCAAUUGAUCCUCCCCGCCGCCCAGUUGACAGUGGAUACUUUUACUACCACCAUACUGAGGCUGAUACCAUGGGCGCUUUCACGCCUGAUCAAGUCAAGAACUCUGCUGCCGCCAUGGCCAUUUGGACCUACAUUGCCGCCGAGAGCCAGGUCGAGCUUUAA